GUAGAGGAGACAAUCGAAAUGGAGGGAGAAGGAGGAGUGAUAAACAGGGAGACAGUGAGCGGCAGAUGGUGCGCCUCAGCGGUAGACGAGAAUAUGAAUGCCAAGAAGAUUAUAAGCUGUCCAGAAAUGAGUCCUGUAAUUGAGCAGCCACCACAAGUGACUUCCAUUGAACCCCAAGAAUACGUGGUGACAGUCGACAACAAGUUGUGUGUGUUCCCCUUCACCUGGAGCGGCGUCGUCUACAGCAACUGCACCACCGCCGGUCGACGCAUCCCGUGGUGUGCGACGCAGGUCAAUGAGAGAAGGGAGCCGGUGUCGAGUGGAUAUUGCAGAGACACGUUGGUGGGCCCCGUUCCGCCUGACCCUCCGCCGUUUGUGCCUGACGAGAGGGCGGUAAACACAAGCAAAUGCAAGUUCCCGUUCAUCUACAAAGGAAUGACGUAUUUCAAUUGCACGAGAGAGGACUCGCUGAUCCCCUGGUGCGCCCUGGAUGUGGAUCGCAACAGACGGCCGACGCGCAUAGGAUGUUGCCAUGGCCAAGAUGGUGUGUCUUUCCACCCCUUGCUGCCAGAGGGACCAGGAGGCAUCUCCCCGACGCAGCUCACAGUGAGCGGCGAGAAGUGCAUUUUCCCCUUCCAGCACGACGGGGAGUGGCGCUAUUCCUGCGUGCCGUCAGAGGAAUGGGGCAGCGAACAGGGCCAGGGCAAAGGGCGCUCUUGGUGUGUGACCCGCAUCGAUGCCUUCGCUCAACCCAUUGUCGCGGAUUACUGCGCCGAACCAACCACGCAAGCUCCGGUUUCUUUGAACAAAGCAUACCCAGAGCGCUGGACAACGGACGGGCACUUGUGUGUCUUCCCCUUUUGGCACCAAGGACGUUGGUACAAGGACUGCGCAAGGAAUGACUCCGAGGAGGACCCCGCGAGGAAUGACUCGGAGGAAGACCCCGCGAGGAAUGACUUCAAGGAGGACUCUGACGAGGACCCCGCGAGGAAUGACUCCGAGGAGGACUCUGACGAGGACUCUGACGAGUAUCCUCUGAGGAAUGAUUCGGACGAAGAACCCCCGUGGAAUGACUCAGAGGAAAACCCCGCGAGGAAUGACUCCAAGGAGGACCCCUGGUGCGCUACGGAGGUCCGGGCAGACGGCGCUGUCCUGAAGGCCGGGAAAUGCCGUCAGGGUAACACAAUCAUUGAGCAGAAAUGCGGCGACAACGUGGUGACGGAGACCGGAGUCCCGUGCGUGUUCCCGUUCGUGUACCGCGGCCAAAGGUACUGCCAGUGCACCUCCGUCGACGACAAGGUCCCGUGGUGCGCCACCCGAGUCGACGAGGGGCGCCGCGUCAUCGCAGGAGCCUACUGCACGGAGAACAGAACUCAAGAAGACGUUGCUUUAGCCGGAGAACCAGCGCAUACGGUGGACGGGUCGAAGUGCGUGUUCCCGUUUUACUUCCAUGGCAAAAGGUACAGCGAGUGCCAGCCCGUCGAGAGAGCCAAGCCGUGGUGCCCCGUCAUGGUGAACGCGAGACUGGAGCCCCUGCAGAGCGGCUACUGUGACGACGGCACGAAGGACUUCCCUUGGAAAGCGCCGCCUGUUGUCCUGGGCCUGACCAUGACCGUGACCCUGGGGCCUUGCGUGUUCCCGUUCCGGUACAAGGGCGAGGUCCACAACCGCUGCAUGUGCAAGGACGCCCCCGCCUGCUGGUGUCCGACCUCGCUCAACAACAACCGCGAGCCAGCGGUGACCGACUACUGCAAGAGCCUGCUGGAGGGCCCCUCGCCUGAGGUGCCGCCGCCUGCCUUUGGAGCGGACGCCGCCACGACCGUGGAGGGGCGCCCGUGCGUCUUCCCGUUCCGCUUCGGCGGCGUCACCUACACGCGGUGCGCCGAGGCCUCCGGCGGGGCCCCCUGGUGCGCCACGCGGGUCGACGAGGCGCUGCAGCCCCUCGAGAAAGGACUCUGCAAGGUGACCGGCGCGGCAACCGCUGAGCCUUCAGUAGUCCCAUCGGAGAACAAUUAGCACAGAUCGCCCUUGACGUGGACGCAGGAAGCUUCUCGGAGGGCACCACGAGCUCUGCACUUCCUUGGGCAACCUGCAGGAUGCUAGCGUAGUAUAUAGAAAUAUUUAUAUACAUAUGUUAUGAUUUGAUUGUUUGAAUUCGUUGAUUGUGUUAAGUGAAUUAAGAAACUUGUAUUUAAUUUUGUACAAGUUGAUGAGAAGGUUGUGAUUUAUUUGAUGUGAUAGGAGUAGAUAAAGAGUGAUAACGGGACUUUUAAGAUUGUGAACGGAAUGCGUGUGACUAGGUGUGUUUAGGUCUGGCUUUGUUUUUCUCUCUCUCUCUCUCUUUGUCUUCUUUCUCUCUCUGUUCCCCAUAUCUCUCUCUCUCUCUCUC
Messenger RNA from Penaeus vannamei (Pacific white shrimp), 2389 nucleotides. Lineage: Eukaryota; Metazoa; Arthropoda; Malacostraca; Decapoda; Penaeidae. The record is from RefSeq and is a predicted model, not a curated record.